AUGCCUCCAGCAUCAGCAGUGCACAGGAUCCCCCAACAUCCAGACAGAGGUUUAGGUUUAAGUUUGCUGCUGGGAAAUGACUAUGACAGGAAGAAGAAGAAACUUCAGCAGGAGCUUCAACUGGACUACAAGCAUUAUGCUGCCAAGAUAAAGGAUCUGAAAACUAGUGACCCUCCACCAAAGCCCCAGGGUCUCUCCCUACCUAUUGUUGAGAAGAUAUCGCUUCAGGAAAAACUAAGAGAGGAGAGAAAUAAAGAAUAUAACCUCUUCCUACAAGAAAAAGCUCAAAUCCCAAGGUUUAAGAGGGGAACACCUCCUGUCACUUUAAAGCCCGGACAGUUUCAAGCUACAGAUGCUGAGUACAUUUCUUCUGCAGCUUCUCCUCUGCCCAUCCUCAACAUCCAUACAAACAUACACCCUCCUCCCAGGGAGCGCCCUGCAUCCAGGAGAGAUGCUGCCACUCUGACUGAGGCAGUAGAUAAUGGAGAAAGCACAGGGACUGGGGGUCCAGGCCAUCGGAGACGAAGGCGUUGGAAACUCCAUAGACCAAAAGAGCGAUAUAGCUCUGAGGAGGAGUCAAUCACGGACAAAGAGGACGAGUUUGAAUUCAGACACAGGAGGCGACAAGACAGACACACUCCAGAGCCAGAGCACAAAGAGGAGAGAAGAACCAGAGAACGCAGAGCUAACAGAGCUCCUCAGGGCGUAAGGAAAAUGGAGGCCCCUGGUGUUCGUGAUCAGGACAAUGAAUGGGGCGGGAAGUCAGAUCUGCAAAUGCAAGACAGCAUGAAAACGGCUGCAAGAUCCAGACCUGCUACCAGCAAGGAUAUAGCUCAGUUUGCUACGGGACUGAUGAUUGGAGCAGCAGAGGAGCAGACAGCAUCUCAGAUGAGGAAAGAAAAGUACAAGCAAGAGCUGCUGAAACAAAUUGCUGAACAGCAGAGAAACAAGAUCAGGGAGAAGAAACUUGAGAUGAGGGUGGCCGCCACUGGAGCCACAGACCCUGAGAAACAGUUUGGGGCUGUAAAUCGACAAUAUGACAGAUGGAGACAAGAUGUCCCGCAAGAGGACACGGAACAGAGAGGUCCCCCAGGAAAGUCCCACGUGGACUACAGUACAGCUCUCAGUCAGCUGACAGAGAAGACGGGGCCAGGAUCCAGAACUAGAGCAGCACAGGGUGUCCCCUCGCUGGACUAUUUCAAUGACGACUACCACAGGGACUUCUCAAACAUCCUAGGACAAGUGGCCACCCGAAGGGUUGCUGGUGCUCCUCCUCCUGUUCCUCCCACUGUAAAUAAUAACUACAAGACUCCACAUGAUGCUGCUUACUACUACUAUGGGACCAGGAAUCCAUUAGACCUUAAUCUUCCUUACAAUCAGAAUGGUCAGCCUGGAGGGAUGCAUCAGUCGGGGAAUCUCCACAUACCUCCUCAAAGACAACCCACGUUCGGACCCAGUGGCCACAUUGGAGCAACUGACCAGCAUAGUGCGUCUCCCCUGAAUGUUGGAGAGCUUCCUGCAGACAAGUCCGAGCAGAGGAGAGAGAAGGCACUGAGCUACCAAGAAGCACUCAGACAGCAGAUCACAGAAAGAGAGGAGCGUAAAAGAAGAGAGAAAGAAGAGAAGGAGCGAUAUGAUGCUAAGAUAGAGGCCGAGAUGAUGGCGUACAACCCCUGGGGGAGAAGUGGAGGAGGUGCUUCAAUAAAAGACGAAAAAGGCAACCUUGUUAGUGACUUGAAUCAAAUGCACAGGACCAACGAGGAGUCAUAUCGGAAUCCUGUGUCCAGGAAAGAUGGACAGACACAAAGCUUUUUGAUGACUAAUGGACAGACUCCUGCAGUUGAAGGCAGUUCUCCCUUUUCCCAUCGAAUAUCAGGUUUCAAUGAGAAGCCAACUCCACAGCAGCUCCACAUGCAGGACAGAUACAAAGAAGAUCUGAAACAACAGAUAGAGCAAAACAAGCAAAAGCAGACAGAGGAGGUAGAGCGAAUGAGGAUUGAGGGGGAGAAAGAAGACAAGAGGCUGGCGGACCAAAGGGCUCGCAUUCAGCAAGAGUAUGAAGAAGAGCAAAGAAAGCAAAAGGCGAUUCGGCAUAAGCAGAAAAAAAGUGAUUGGAUCCAUGAACCUAAAACACAACACCAGGAGGAGGAAAAGAGGGUGAGACAGGAAGAAGAGAUCGAGAAGAAGGUCCCUGAGAGCGACAGGGAGAGAGAGGAGAAAAAGGCGCAGUUGAGAUACGAGCAAAGAGAGCCAUCUCCUCCCAUCCCCACCCAUCAGAGGAAGCAGACAAAUCUUGUGGCAUCCAGACCUUCAUCUGCCGUGAGCCAACUCAGCGCCAGGACUGAGUGCUCUGUGUCAGCACCACAUUCCCGACCAGUCCCUGAGGAAAUACCCCAGCUACAAGACGGUCAACAGGAAGUGAUCAGAGAGCUGUCAGCCCUCCGUAAGUAUCUGAGAAAUGAACAGAGACAACUGGAGGUUCAACUAGGCCAGACAGAUCUUCAGGAGCGUCACUACACUCCCCCCAGCAGACCCAGAGGAAGACGCAGAGGGACCCUUGAAUCAGUGCACAACCAAGCAGUCCAGCCAUCAACCAGGAGUCCCUUCUCUGGUGCUGCACGUGUUAAAGAUAAUAUCAAUGAGUUCAACCAGCUUAAACACAGAGACACAGCAUCUCGUGAGGAGGUCCGUCACAUGUUCCCCGACCCUCCCACUGAUGAACAAAGUCUGGACAUCCAACAGCAGGCCCUUCUUCGUGAACAACAACGCAAAAUCAGGCUUAUGAAGAGAGAGGAAGAGAAUGACUCUUUGGAACAGCAACUGAGCCACUAUCGUUCUAGGAACAAACCUGGACGCUACAUCCACAGAGACUCCAUAUUGCCAUCUGAGACUGCUUUUAUUGAUGUUUACAGCGGCGAUGCAUGUGAAGGGCAGGUCCAUCAACAGAGACACCGUCGGCCCUCAGCCGAGCGCCAUGAGAGACCAACCUCACGGAGGAGACAUGACGAUGAUGUAUGGUGCUGAGCAGUGUCCGUGGAUCAGAAGGACUGUAACAUCCAGCCAGAUGCUCAGUCUCUGCAGUCAGUGACUAGUUUGCACCUUGAAUCCAAAGUCAGGCCCCCAAACCAGCACCGCAUCAGGAGACAAGACACUGUUAAUCAUAACCGCAGAUCAGAGGGGCCGUCUGGUGAUGAGGUGGAUGUCUCGUCUCUGCGUUCUGCCCUGGAGAGGCGUGUCUCCAUGGAGACUGUUGCCACAGAGGCUUGGCUUCGGCCCGGCACGUCAGAUACUGUAAAACGUGCCGGCUUUAUGGAGAGACCAAACAGUCGGAUGGCUGAUCCACCCUGGAGUUCACACCGCGUCUGGUAGCUCCCUU
Messenger RNA from Anoplopoma fimbria (sablefish), 3376 nucleotides. RefSeq names its product centrosome and spindle pole-associated protein 1. Gene Ontology annotation, cellular component: spindle pole; centrosome; microtubule. The record is from RefSeq and is a predicted model, not a curated record. NCBI's taxonomy places the organism in Eukaryota, Metazoa, Chordata, Actinopteri, Perciformes, Anoplopomatidae. Gene Ontology annotation, biological process: positive regulation of cytokinesis. The transcript has 28 exons.